Molecule: messenger RNA, 2892 nt
Organism: Marchantia polymorpha subsp. ruderalis
Lineage: Eukaryota; Viridiplantae; Streptophyta; Marchantiopsida; Marchantiales; Marchantiaceae
Source: the annotation of a GenBank genome assembly
CACCUCACCUCCUCUACUACUUCUACUACCACUACUCCAUCAACAUUUUGCCCUCUACAAACACUUUAGAACAACUGUCAUUCUAUCUUCUUAUCCACAUUACAACUCCAGAGUCCAGACAUCAUCAGAGCCAGCAGCAUGUUUACAAAACUGCUUAAUAAUAGACAGCUGAGAUGCAAAGCUCACCUCAUGCCUCCUCUUUCUCUCUCUCUCUUUUUCUCUCUCUCAUAUCAAGGUCUUAUAACUCAUGGCAUGGAUAAAGGCAGACUUUUCAUAAACGUCUCUGCAAUGUAGACCAUAGCCCCCACCCUUCAGAGCUAUUAUUAUGGACUUGAGAGAAGGAAACAGAUUGUCCUGUGCGGCUACCACACCAGAUUACAUGGCCACAAGAUACGAGAAAGCCUCAGCCUAGCCUCGGUUGGUGUGUACACCCUACGCAAACCUAGCGCUAGCGACAUGGCCUUCCUUAGCUGCGCCUUUUCAUCUCCCUCUCAGCAAGGUCACCAAGUGGCGAGCUGGUUGCAGCAUUUUAGCAUUUUAGCAUUUUACCACUUCCUCUGUCCGUCAGGCAGUCGGGUACAGCAGAAGGCGUUCUUUUGUGACGAGAUUUGUGCGUACAUGGCAAGACCUGGUCGAUGUCCAGACCGGGUUGUAUUUCGAGCACGGGCCUACGACGAGCAAAAGGUUUCUUUCUGUGCAGGAAAAGAAGGUUCGAUGGCUGCUCUUCACGGCUGAUGAACGAAUGGUCCGCAUCCUGUACCAGGCUGCGCUCCCGGUGUCGUGACGGGACCGAGUACUCGGAGCGAUGGGGCCUGAGAAUCUUUGAACCUGCGAGCGAGGCUUACGGAGUGCUCGUUUGCGCAGAGUGAGGGAAAGAUCGCAGAGAGAAUGUUGGCACUGGCUCGCUUUGGGGCCUGGGCUGUCGCCUCCCCGGGCGUCGUGGUUGCCAAGAAAAUGUCCAAGUCGACGUCGAAGUCGAGCGGCAAAGCUUCCGGAGCUGCUGCUGCUGCUGCUGCUGCCUCGGUUGCCAAGAGUUCCAUUCCUGCUUCCAUCAGAUCGCGGCCAGAUGCCUCUGUGUCCAUCUCUGUACACGCGAAGCCCGGUUCCAAGUCAUCCGGAAUCACCGAUGUAGGAGAAGAGAGAGUAGGAGUGCAGAUCGAUGCCCCCGCGAGGGAUGGCGAAGCAAAUGAGGCUCUUCUCGGGUUCAUGGCCGAGGUACUCGGUGUAAGGAAGCGAGAAGUCUCUUUAAGCGCAGGAGCUCGGUCUAGGGAAAAAGUGGUCAUAGUUCAAGGCAUGUCUGCAGAGGACGUGUACAGCGUUCUGAAAGCUGCUGCCAACAAGUAGAUUCUCAAAAGUAGAUUUACAACUUGUUGAGCGGCACAUGGAGCCCACAACGAUGUGAUGGAACGAAUCCUCGCCCAAUUAGAUUGCUGUUUAGGUGUUUUUCUGCAUAGAUGGGAAUAGGUGCGGUCAGUCGUUGAGUCCGAAGCUGUUUGUCGUAAUCUGCUGCGAGACGAGCGGUUUCUGUACAUGCCUCAGAAAGAAGAGCAUGGACGGUCAGAGGAAGAACGGUGAAUACCUUAAUUAAUGUUCGGGCACAUGAGCUACGUUGAGCUAAUAUCUAGAUACGAGACGCUUGUCUCGACAAGUCGAAUCUACGGGGAACAGAAUCGAAGCUGGUCCGACUAUAAACAACGAACGAGGUUGGUUAGCAUUACUGUGGGUCCAUGUGUUUCACCCCGUCAUGAUUAUGUCUGAGAGGAAGUGAGUGAAAGAUGACAUAUGACAGAUGUUUCUCAAGUGAAGUCCGUGCUUCUGUGAACGUGAACUGACCUUAUAUUGCCCUCACACUUCACGAACUUGAAACGCUUUUUUGCUUCAGUAUACUGUAUUUGUCCGUUUCAGCUUAGUUUUGUCGAUUGAAAGGACGGAUGUACUCGUUUCUAGUCAGUGAAAGCUACGCCCGAAAUGAGGAAGAGAUGGAACAUGGGCGUCUGAUAACACAGCGCGCCAUUUCGAUUUGGUAUAAAUUCCGAGACCAGACAACAUCCCCAGCUCUAACCACCUUAUGAAUGGUCGUAAGAUUUCACAUCGACACAGAUCUUCAGUCGUGGAACUCGGGGACUUUUUAGCUGUUUUGACUAGCAAUUAUCUUCAUGACGAAGAAGCAGUCUAUCUGAAAUCUAAGCUUCAACGGAGCUCUUCGCAGCAGACAAUGUUUUUCACCGCUACAUUCCAGAGAAGAGGAUGUGGCGAUUGGAAGAAUCAAUGAUCUUUACUGGAAGGACUUAGAAAAGUUGGAGACUCGUUGAUGUCCGACUCGCACUAAAGUAAACCGGAAUGUGAACAAGCUUCAGGUUUAUGACAGUCCCGCAGCCGAAUGCCCCAUGUACAUUGGGAGCAACAAAAGUAGGCAAAGAGAGUGUGAGCUUACAUAUCAAUCGGGAAUUGCACCUCGUGUCGUGACGUAACUACUGUUACUCAACAUCGAGAUCUCUGCCUUAUCUUCCCUAGAGUUAGAAGAACCUUAAGAAUAUUAAGAAAGCCCCUAACAGGCUUUUCUGCAUUGUGGUGACUUGGCUUGCAACAAAUUUCUGCAGUGGCAGAGUUCACGAUCAGCUGUAACAGUCGCUGGGUGAAUCACCUUAAUACAUUUAGCAUAUGUCCGUUUCUUUGUUUCGGAGGAUCUUAUGAUGUUUUAGUCACAUCAUGAAACUUAACUAAAGGUCUUCAAAUUCCUCUCAACGGAAAGAGUCGAAUUUCGAAGUCUUUGACAUUUGUGAGUGCCCGGGUUUACGAGAAUCUGAACUGGUGUUUCACGUUAUCGUGAAACACCAAUUUGUAGUCGUUAUGUUAAGAUUUUGUUGCAAUGAGCUGGAGGCAUUGCACAUC